AUUAGAGUGUUUUGAAAGGUCAACUAACCAGAAGAAGCGUUUACUAUGUGGUUGUUUCAAAUUUUGCUCGGUUGCGGUUUGAUCGCGGUGCUUUGCGAAAGUCAAGGAUUGGUAGUCAUUGGUCCAAAAUUUAUUCGAGCAAACAAUGCAUAUAGCAUAGCCUUCAGCAAUUCAUUUACAAAUAAUCUCCGAUUGAAGCUGGAAUUGGAAGGAUUAUGGGAAGGGGUUACCGUUUCGAUUGAAACAAACGAGAUAAAACUUUCCAGCAACACAGGAAAAUAUGUGACCUUCCAGGUAGGGGCCAUUCCCGAGGCUGAAUACAGUUUAUCGGUACGAAGUCUAGAGGAUAGUUUCGUUUUUAAUGAAAUAAUUGAGUUACUGUAUGAUAAGAAAAGCUCGUCGAUCUUUAUACAAACUGAUAAACCCGUCUACACACCUGGAGAUGUUCUUAGGUUUCGGGUUAUUGCAAUAGAUGCCGAUACGCGCCCAGUGACGAGCUACAAUACUGUAGAUAUUAACCUUGAAGAUUCAAAAGAAACUUCCAUUAGACAUUGGAAGCAUGCUAAAUUGAACAAUGGAAUCUUUCAGUCAACCGUAAAUCUGCCAACUCUACCGGCCUUAGGCAAUUGGAGCUUGACGGUGAUAGCUGGGGAUUAUAAAGUGGCAAAACAAAUUGAAGUGCGAGAGUACGUACUGCCAAAGUUCUUUGUCAAAGCAUAUCCCUCUAAAAUUUUACUGAUUGACGAGAAAAAGGUUAGCGUGACUGUAUCAGCAGCAUAUACAUUCGGUGAGGCGGUCGAUGGGACUGUUCGAGUGGAUUUGUUUUUGUACGGUGAAAUGGAGCGACCUGAUAUGACAAUAAGAAACCAGGAUAUUUCCGGAAUAAUCACCGUGAAUUUUGAUUUACCUUAUGCUUUAGACAUCGAAGAUCCUUAUCUAUACCGCAGGGAUGUUUCCGUCAGGGUGGAAGUAGUGGAAACAUGUACAAAUCAUACAGUGAAUAUCGUGGAAGUAAUACCCAUAUAUAAACAUCCAUAUAGAGUUUCGUUGAUCAAGUCUAUGCCCUGGUUUAGACCCGGUUUGCCGUAUCAAGUGGAUUUAUCGAUAACGGAUCAUAAUGGCGAACCAGCACCCGAGGAGACUGUUGCAGCAAUUUUAAUAAAUUAUGAAGGGGAUUCCUUGGAGAGCGAAGUUGCAAUGCAGGCUACUCUCCGUAAGGGUCUAAUUUCACUGGGCUUAGAACCGCCAAAAAAUUCUGAUACAAUGGAAAUUCGGGUGAAAUAUAAUACCAAAGACUAUGAAUAUGUCGAUUACAUUUAUAGCAUCCCAUUGAAAAGCAACCGCUAUCUAAAAAUCGCUUUCAAAUCAAAACAAAAGAUUCGUGCUAACACUGUAGUCGUUUUCGAAAUCAGCUGCACAGAGUCUUUGGACGAUUUUGCUUAUAUCAUCACAUCGAGAGGUAGUGUGAUCACCUCGGGAUACGAAGUGCUACAAAAUAAGAAAACAACCGAUUUUAGGCUAAAGCUCACGCCUCAAAUGGCUCCUAAGGCACGACUAAUUGUUUUCAGUAUAAACAAAUUCCUAAUUUAUGACUCAAUGGAAUUGAGUUUUGACACGUUUAAUAACGAAUUUUCGUUUACCCUGGAUGCUGAAGAGUAUCGUCCAGGUCAGCAUUUCCACGUGGACGUCAAAGCCGCUAAAGAUUCUUAUGUUGCUUUCACAGCUAUCGAUCAAAGUUUAUUUUUGAUGGGCCACACAGGGCAUGAUUUAACUGAAAAAGAUGUGCUCAAUGAUUUGGCUCUGUAUGGAAGCACGGAACCAAAUGAAUUUAAUCCAUUCGAGACAAUGGGAUUGUUUUUAAAAACUACUGUUGAUGUAGAUUUCGCUUAUCCGGCACUGAAGCGGUUUGGAGGGCAUUUCCCGUUAGCCGAAAUUGUUCAAAAACCUGUACCCAUCAGGGAGGACUUUCGUGAAACUUGGCUUUGGCAAAACUAUACCAUGGAUGGCAUUAAGGAUAAACUUAUUUUCAGACACAACGUGCCAGAUACCAUCAGCUCUUGGGAAAUUUCAGGAUUUGCGCUCAGCCCCACACUAGGAUUGGGGAUCAUUAAACAACCACAAACGUUCAGCGUGAAGAAAAAGCCAUUUUAUAUUGUUCUCAAUCUGCCGUACUCCAUUAAGCGUAACGAAGUGGUUACGAUUUGCGUGAUGAUUUUCAACUUGCUGGAAAACACAGUUAUUGCAGAUGUGACACUAUUUAACGUGUAUGAUGAAAUUGAGUUCGUAGAGAAGACUUCUAAUGACACAACCCGCCGUACCAAAGCUGUACUCGUGCCAAAGUCCAAAGGCAAACCAAUCUCGUUUAGGAUUAAAGCAAAGAAACUUGGCGAAAUAACAAUCAAAGUUGAAGCAAUCAAUUUACUCGCUUCUGAUGCCGUCGAACGGAUGCUACAAGUAACCCCGGAAAGCCGACGUUACGAAGCGAAAUGGUUUGACACACCAAUCAGUAAUUUGGAGCCAUUGAUUCAUCUGCCAACUGGGAACGGAGAACAAAAUAUAGCCAAAUUUGCUUCCAAUAUCGUUAUUUUAGACUACCUUUCUGAAAGUGGAAAGCUUUCAGAAAAAAAUCGAACAAAACCAAUUGACUACUUACAAAGUGGUUAUCAAAGACAAUUGAAAUACAAGCGAUCUGACGGUUCCUUCAGUAUUUGGAGAGGUAAAGACAGCAUAGGCAGUACAUUCUUAACAGCUUUCGUAGCAAAGUCCUUUAAAAUAGCUGACGAAUACAUUGAAGUACAUAAAACGAUAGUUGAAGAUGCAUUUAAAUGGUUGGUUUCCAUUCAAACUGAGGAAGGCAGAUUCAAUGAGGUUGGCAGUGUUAUAAAUGCUGAGUUGCAAGGAGGAAUACGCUCGACGAACUAUGCACUUACGGCUUAUGUACUAACUGCCUUUUUGGAAAACAAAGACAUUGCAACAACACACCAACAAAUUGUAAACAAAACAAUAGCAUUUCUGGAGACAAAUCUGUACAACAUGACUGAUCAAUAUGAUUUAGCAUUGUCAACGUAUGCACUUUCGCUUGGUGAUCGACCGAAAAGAGAGGAUUUUCUAAAUAAACUCCUAGAAACCUCUAUAUUCGAUAGAGAACGUGUUGAACGAUACUGGCAACGGCCACCGGUUGAGGUUGAGAUUGCCGGAUACGCAUUACUAUCGUACACUGCUAUGGGCAAAUAUGUUGAUGGACUUCCUAUUAUGCGAUGGUUGCUAAGAAAUCGUUCUGCCUUAGGUGGAUUUCGUGGGACCCAAGAUACAUUCGUUGGGUUGAAAGCACUUGCCAAGUUUUCAGCAGCAACAUCAACCAAAAAAAAUGAUUAUCGAGUCAUUGUAACACACAAGCCAGAUGCACGUCAUACCUUUGACAUCGACAAUGUAAAUUCCAUGGAAGUUCUGAGUCUACCUAUACCAAACGAUAUUCGUAAGGUAAAUGUAGAAAUUACCGGAAUUGUAAUCGGGUUCUUCCAAGUAGCUUUUGAAUACUAUCAAAAUAUUAAUGUGUCGAAGCAAAGUUUUAAUUUGAAUGUAACAGUGCUAGAUACAACGACCAUUCAUGUGCAGCACCUGAAGAUCUGCGUCAGUUAUAUCCCAAACGAAGCGUACAUCCGCUCUAGUAUGGCUUUAGUUGAGGUAUUUUUCCCCAGCGGAAUGAUCGUAGAUACGGAAGGAGUGGAAGAUUUGUCUAAAAAAAUUAGGAAAACUGAAUUACGAUACGCUGCCACCUCGGUAGUUGUUUACUAUGACGGUCUAGGACCGGAAGAGAAUUGUUUCAUAGUGACAUCCUAUCGCAAAUACAAAGUAGCAUUACAUCGACCAGCUUACGUUGUUGUCUAUGAUUUUUACAACCAAGAUAGUUUUGCUAUUGAAUCGUACGAAGGAAAAGUGAUGCAGCUCUGCGAUAUUUGUGAAGACGAAGACUGUCACACAUUGUCUUGCUGAGGAAAACGACAAAUAAAAUAUGUUAUGAUACAGAAAAUAAAAUAUUCAUAUUCAUCAAAUAAAUUGCAACUACUCUGUUGAGCAUUUUAGUGGAAUUAGU
Molecule: messenger RNA, 4093 nt
Organism: Sabethes cyaneus
Lineage: Eukaryota; Metazoa; Arthropoda; Insecta; Diptera; Culicidae
Product: thioester-containing protein 1 allele R1-like
Exons: 14
Coding region: 46-3993 (1315 amino acids)
Cellular component (GO): extracellular region
Molecular function (GO): endopeptidase inhibitor activity
Source: RefSeq, a predicted model, not a curated record